AUGAGUAAUAUUACUGAUCUCUUCAACCCUCCGCCUUCAAGAGACUUGUCCGAGAAAGAGGUGGAAAACUGUUUCUACUGUCAAGCGAUGGCCACUAUCACUGCCUUCGGGGCCGGGGUAUAUUUUGGUACUGGCCGGGUGUUUAAAAAUGAAAAGCCUGGGGUCAAUCCUCUUUGGUGGAAGAAGCUGGUCAAACUCACUGGUGUUGGCUUAAUUGGUUAUGGUAUCUAUAGAUUUGGGGAAAAUUGGCUUUGGAAUAAACCAAACCGUGAUUAA
Molecule: messenger RNA, 276 nt
Organism: Saccharomycopsis crataegensis
Lineage: Eukaryota; Fungi; Ascomycota; Saccharomycetes; Ascoideales; Saccharomycopsidaceae
Gene: DMO2
Product: Dmo2p
Exons: 1
Coding region: 1-276 (91 amino acids)
Source: RefSeq, a predicted model, not a curated record